GCGGUCUCCUCGUGGGAAUAGAUAACAGUUGCCUGUGCAGACGCUGCCCUCUCUACCCGGCUGAUAGACGUGUUUCGAACUCCAGGAAAGAAAAAUGCGUAUGUCAACCUUCUUCACUACUUUAAUCCUGGGUUUAAACUGCAUUUUAAGCACACCGUCAUCACUUGGAACUAACGGUUCAAAACCUGCUCCCUGCACGAAGACAUGGUUGAACCACUGCUGCCACGUCGACUGCUCCAACAGAAAUUUGAGUGAGGUGCAGCUCCCACAGAAUUUACCAAACUCAACAUGUGUCUUAAAUCUAACAUUCAACUUCAUUAAAUCAUUCCCAGAAACAUAUUUCCAAAAGUUACCCAAUCUGACAAUUCUGGAUCUGUCCCACAACCAGCUCGGACAAGAAGUGGGCGUGGCUUUCAGUGACCUUCCAAGGCUGAAACACUUAAACAUAUCUCAUAAUAAUGUACAAAGUAUAUCUUUGGAGGCAUUUUCGAAUCUAACGUCCCUAGUUCAUCUGGAUAUGUCCUGCUGCGGGUUACGGUCAAUAGAACCCGGUUCGCUCUCGCGUCUACAGAACAUUACAACGCUGAAUCUCACAGGGAAUUGGCAACUCGGAUUUGAUGGAUUGGAAAAUGCAACGGAGGGUCUUGGAACCUCAGCCAUAACAGAACUGUAUAUCAACAACAUUGUUUCUCGCCAUAAACUCUGUGUGGUGGUGCUUGAUCGUCAUUUGAGGAAUCUUGAGAAUACGUCCCUGAAAACAAUUGAAGCAGAUAGAAACAGCAUAGUUAGUUUUGGAGGACAGACUCUGGAGCUUCUUCCAAAAACAUUGCAAAAUGUGACUGUUCGCAGGAAUAACUUUGCAUUUGCCCAAUACGUACUCUCCCUCUCAAACCUGACCGGCCUGACGCAUAUUAAACUGGGAGGAACUGUGCGAGACCUGUCACAAAUCAUACCCGUUGCUGAUGACCUGUCAACUGUUGAAUAUUACCACUGUAGCCAUAGCGAGAGUUGUGCUGCAGAAGAAAAUAUGUGGUCAUUUCCUCAAGAAACCUUUGAAAUGCCUUUGAGAUCAAAUAUAUUGACAUCCAACAAAACAAGACCUCUUCAUAUUCCACCCAACUUAACGUAUGUAAGUUAUGCCAAUGCUGAAUCAUCUAUAACGCUUUCCGAGGUCCAUUUUGGCGAAAACAAGCUAGAACAUCUUGACCUUUCGUUCAACGUCAUGGUCGACUGGCAGGGGCCAAUAAUUGGUUUGAAUCAUUUGAAAGUUUUGAACCUGGCACAGAACGUAGCCAGUAAUGUGUCUUAUCAUUUUUUUGAGUAUUUGACAUCAUUAGAACACUUAAAUCUUUCAGGCAAUUCCCUCGAUAGAUGCAUCACGUGUGACAAGAAAGGUCAAAUAUUUGGCAGUUUGAAGAAUCUUGAGUAUCUCGACCUAUCGAAGCAGUUCCUCCAUCAUUUACCAUACAACAUAUUUCAAGGCCUGCAUAAUCUCAAAGAAUUAGAUUUAUCCCACAAUGCUCUCCCAGAGAUAGAAUUAAAUUUAACAUGUAAUAAAAAAUUGCAGUACAUAGAUUUUUCAUACAAUCAAAUCUGGUACAUAUAUAAGGGCCUAAGACAUCAACUAGACAUGUUGGCAGCUCGGCCUAUGAUGAACAUCAGCAUCAAUUUGACUGGCAAUCCCCUUUUGUGUAAGUGCGCGCAAAUUGAAUUUCUUAAAUGGCUGGAAAUUUCAAAAGUUGGGAUCUUAAACUUUGAAAACUAUACAUGUUAUAAUAAUGAAGACCGUAACAUUCAUAUGAAGAACCCGUAUGUGCUUAUCGAAAAUUUUAGAGUUUCAUGCAGCCAAGAAGUUGGAAAGUUGGUGUGGAUUUUGUUCGCAACGUGUUUCGUUUUUAGUCUGAUAUGCUUUUCAAUGAUUUACCGCAACAGAUGGAAGCUCCGAUAUCUUUACUACGUUGCAAAGUUACGAGUGAUGAAAUUGCCAGAAUCUAGACAGUCGUUUGAUUAUGACGGCUUUAUAUCCUAUGCUGACGAAAACAGAGAGUUUGUUUUGACGGUGAUGAUGCCAAAAUUGGAAGCGGAGGGCAUAAGACUGAACGUCCAUCAUAGGGACUUCCUGCCUGGGAAUCCCAUUGCGGAGAACAUCAUUGACGCCAUUCAGAAGAGUCGCCGGGCUGUGAUAGUGUUGUCAAAGGACUUCGUGAGGAGCAAAUGGUGCAUGUAUGAAGUGAACAUGGCCAAUAUGGAAGGGAUCUCUACUGGGAGAGAUGUUUUGGUCAUUGUGAUGUAUGAAGAUGUACCGACCAGAGACGUGCCCCCCGAGUUGUUGUAUCACAUUCAGAACAACACCUACAUCGAGUACCCGCAUAUAGGGAGUGACACUACGUUUUGGGAACAUCUCAGUCAAGCUUUGAGAAACGAGGAAUAGAAUGUGGAUUGAAUAACAGUAAAUAGGUUAUUGAGCUGAAUCAUUUCUGGAACUGGUGGACUCAUUUGUGUUGAUGAUGCAAAGGGAUCUAGAAGACAGAAACGUCAUCCCGUCAAUUCCUGCUAUAGUUUCGACCACAGCGUUAGUCUCAGCUUAUCGUGGGCAUCAGGAUGUCGCUGAGGCCGUGCGAGUCUAUGAGGAUGGGAAAGGGUUCGAUACUCAUGUCACUUGGCUGAGCGCCUCCCUGCAAGGUCGUAUCCUAGUUGUUAAUAUUGGUGACUUUGACCUAAUUGUCUAAAAGUGCCCAUUGCAAAUAAUUGCUGGCUAUGUCACGGCAAGCGUUCUUCAAAAACAGCGCAAGAACGAUUUUCGUAGGAGGGAGAUGUGGCAUAGCUCGAAAACCUGAAUUCUCAAAAGAGAGAAGAAGAAACGAUUGUAAGGGACACUUCCAUUUGUUGUAACGUGGAUACUCACGUUGAGACCUACAUGUAUAUUUUUAUGAUUAUGAUGAUGAUAUGAUUACACUUUUGCCAAGACAUUGAAGGCUGUUAUUGGCGCCUCCAUCUUAAGACAUUAAGGCCCAUAUUAACUCAUGCAACAUCAGGUAUUCAUUACCCAUGUAUAUAAUAACAACACGUUUCACAAACAAUACCUGUUUCAUAUAUACUUGCCUAACAUUUCUUUCACUGCAGUCAUGUAUUUCACAAAGAGAAGCUAUCAGUGUAAAUAGCUUAUGCCUAUGUGUUGUGUUAGUUGAUUUCAAUUUCCUUUCACGGAACAGCUUGCUAGAAAUGGCUUUAUCAGGGUUACAGCAUCCAAGGACUCGAGUAGCUUCCAAAACUUUUUAUUGUA
Messenger RNA from Haliotis rubra (blacklip abalone), 3283 nucleotides. Its product is annotated as toll-like receptor 4. Gene Ontology annotation, biological process: toll-like receptor signaling pathway; inflammatory response; immune response. Gene Ontology annotation, molecular function: protein binding; transmembrane signaling receptor activity. The record is from RefSeq and is a predicted model, not a curated record. Lineage: Eukaryota; Metazoa; Mollusca; Gastropoda; Lepetellida; Haliotidae. Bases 95 to 2431 code for a protein of 778 amino acids. The transcript is spliced from 2 exons. Gene Ontology annotation, cellular component: membrane.